AUGCCCAAGAACCAAAUUGUCGUUUGCGUGUUGGCCACACUGGCCAUCACUUGUCAAGCAUUCAUAAACCCAACAUCCUCGUCAGCUAGUGCAUCCCACACGGAUUCCAGUCUGAAUCUGAAUCGACGAUCCUUUGCCAACGCUGGUGUGACAGUCGCAGCCGGAUUGAUAGGUGUCGCUUCACCUGCUUUUGCUGGCAUUGAUCCUACACUCCUCAAGUCGCUCCCUGUUCAAGGCGACGAAGCGGGAACGGUGCAACGUCUACGACAAAUUGAAGCCAUACAAAAACCGGCCACCGAUUUGGUGGACAUUCCAUUUGAAGAGUUACCCAGUGGAGUGUCGUAUAGAGAAUACCGGGAAGGCAAGGGAGAAGCAGUUGUCCAAAAGGGUUCCAAGGUUGCCGUGGAAAUGACCAUUCGAUGCAAAUCCUUUUCCACUCAGAAUGAACCUGGUGGCGUCAAGUACUUUACCACCAAGCAAGAUACUGAAUUCAAUGAAUUGGCCUGGACCAUUGGUAGUGGAGAAAUCUUGCCAGGAUUGGAAGAAGCCAUGAUGGGGAUGCACAAAAAUGGUCUGAGACGGAUUGAAGUUCCUUCCACCCAAGUCUUUCCAGCAAAGAAGGCCGAUCAGUUGCCACUGCCCACCACCAAGGAUGGCAAGCGCAUAUUUGAGAGAUUGUUCAAGACGGACGCUACGCUAUUGUUUGAAGUACUAGUGACAAGAAUCAAGUAA
Molecule: messenger RNA, 732 nt
Organism: Cylindrotheca closterium
Lineage: Eukaryota; Bacillariophyta; Bacillariophyceae; Bacillariales; Bacillariaceae
Source: the annotation of a GenBank genome assembly